UUUAUUUUCUUUCCAAAGCUUUACACUUUUCCUUUUUGUUUUAGAUUGGCUCUAGUUUUUAGUUAUAUAUCAAAUGAGCUAGGUAAAGCAAAUCAAUUCCCUCUUUAUUUUGGCCCUUGCAGCAUUUUUAAUAAAAAAAAUUCUUUUUUAAACAAAAAAUGCGUCGAAACGAUAAAAAUCAACGUAAAGAACAUCACCAUUCGGCCCCACCGGAAGAAGGCACAGAAAUGAGUUAUGUAGAUAAAGGAAUUAGCAAUUUUGGACAAUUACAUUUAAAUUAUGAGAAUAGUCGAUUGACAAAUUUAACUUUGAGCCACAACAAAAUAACACUUCUCCCAUCAAAUAUUUCUGAUUUAACAAGUUUGGAAAGUUUAAAUUUAUGGAAUAAUCACAUUGAGGAAUUACCUGCUACAAUUUCGGCACUUCCAAAUUUAAAGCUUUUGAAUGUUGGAAUGAAUAGAUUAAAUAAAUUGCCUCGCGGAUUUGGUUCUUUUCAAAAAUUGGAAAUUCUUGAUCUUACUUAUAAUAAUUUAAACGAGCAUAGCCUUCCAGGAAAUUUCUUUUUUAUGCCAACAUUGCGAGCACUUUAUUUGGGGGAUAAUGACUUUGAAGGGUUUCCUGAAGAUGUUGGACAUUUGGGUAAUCGCCUUCAAGUAAUUCCCCCAGAAUUGGGGGCUUUAGAUUUAAUUGACCCAAAUGAUGAAAAUGCUAAAACUCUUCGUGUUGAAAAUAAUCCUUGGAUUUUGCCUUUAAAAGAAGUUUUGAUGCGUGGGGCACAAAAUGGUGAUUGGUUUAGUGGAGUUGAAGCUUUUUGGAAUUAUAUCCGUUCUGACAAUUAUCGACGUCUUUAUGAAAGCCAUCCUGUAGGAAUUGGUUCUCCUCCUCCCAAACGUUCCAAAGAAAAGAAAAUUAGUCGUUCUGGAAAGGGAGGAGAUGUACAUUCACGUGGACAGAGUAAAGAACGAUAA
Meloidogyne enterolobii is the source of this 968-nucleotide messenger RNA. NCBI's taxonomy places the organism in Eukaryota, Metazoa, Nematoda, Chromadorea, Rhabditida, Meloidogynidae. The record is from the annotation of a GenBank genome assembly.